Messenger RNA from Penicillium cosmopolitanum, 1722 nucleotides. RefSeq lists its product as uncharacterized. The transcript has 2 exons. The record is from RefSeq and is a predicted model, not a curated record. Lineage: Eukaryota; Fungi; Ascomycota; Eurotiomycetes; Eurotiales; Aspergillaceae. Bases 1 to 1722 code for a protein of 573 amino acids.
AUGGUAUUCCAAUAUCGAGUGACUCCCGACGACAGUCCGUUCAAAAACCUCCGCUUCCCUUCGACAAGCGAUGAAAACAAUGCUGUUUUUGUCGACCUAAACUCCAGCGUGAUAUUAUUUGUCACCUCGUGGGCCAGUUCUCUCGCCCCAAUGUUGUCCGGAUUCCUUAUGGCCCUAGCUUCGUUUCCCAUCGCGCGCCAGCUAUCGAACAAUAUUCGCAACGGUCGCACAGAUUCCCUACCCACCCCCUAUCAACUGGGACUGACAAUCAGGUUUCUUGAUGGGAGCGCCCUCGGAGCGAUUUGGAGUUGGAUGAUUUAUGUUGUUUCAUGGAGGAAGACUCGGGUCCCGCAAACACCGCUUCUGGUCACUACCUCUAAUAUCGCCGUGCUUGCUACGGUUCUGGGUCUUUUGGUAUCCGCUGCAGACACUUGGCUCCAUUUGGUCACCACAACAGUGCCAUUUACCCAGCUAUCACCUGUUUCCAGCACGAUGAACUAUAGCUUUGGUAUAACUCCACGAUGUCUCACUAGCAACAAUUCUGUCGCAGCGCAAGGAGACGCCGCAAGCGAUGGAUUAUUCUGCAGCAUAUCUAUUGCAGCUACGGGCGCUUUCUUUCGCGAUCCCACCAUUACGUACCAAGUCAUAAGCAAUAUCUCCUCUGAAGCAGCUGUCUAUACACAUACGAAGUCCGACGGAAAGGUGUACACCUACUUUGGAAUUCCCUCUGAGGAAUUAGAUCCCAACCAUGACUUCACUGCGCACAGCUACGCUUCCGAAACGUCAUGCUCUCUCACCACGCAACCCUGCCAUGUCCGCAACGCCGCAUCAUCCGUUCGAUUCAACUGCAGUGCCGCCUUUGCCGGCUUCAUCAAUAACCGAGACCUACAAUCCGCGUUUUACACGGACGAAAAAAUGAACGAUGUGACCAACACCUAUAACAAGGGCACAGGCAACCCUUAUUACUUUUCGUUCGCCUCGGCGGAAAGCACGGGAGUCUCAACUGUACCAGGGGGUAGUGAAAACAAGGAUUUCGUCAUGAGCCUGCACGGUGCCCUCACAUUUGCUCUUGGCUGCAAGAGUACCGUAUAUGAUGUUGAGUAUGACCAGGUUAAUGGAAGUAUCACACGUUUCAACACUCGAAUCAGCAAUACCUCGGUCAGCAAUAUUUGGCAGACAACUGUAGCAAACUACCCCGGAGACUGGGAUCUCCCUGUGAAGCAAGCCAUGACGGCUGCAUUCUACUCGACUAAUUCCAGUCAAGAAUUUGCGGAUAUGGUUGCAUUAUCUUACGGCAAAUCCAGCAUGGCGUUCGGUGCGCAGGGUAUUGAACCAAGACCAGCUCUCGCCGUGCAAAGGCGGAACACAACACUGGUUGCAAGACUUCCAGUAGCACCCCUGAUUGCUGUUGUAGCAUUUUGUCUACUAUUUGUUGUGGCUGGUUUGCUGCUUACGGGGCUAGCUAUUUGGGCAGCGCGGUUUGAAGAUGUUCGCAAUAUACAAGCAAGCCUUGGGAUCGUCGGACUGGUGGCGGAUCGCUUCGAGAAGGAUGAUCUCAAGAAGGAGGCUAAAGAUACCGAUGGCUUUUUUGCGGAGUAUGUCGGUCACUCAGGCCGGCGGGUUGCAAUCGAGAAGUAUACGGAGACGGAUAGUACAUAUAGAUACACCACCUGGCAGAGCGCAGGUAUCUCGGAUUUUGGCAAUAAACCACCCAGCAGGUAG